Messenger RNA from Lactuca saligna, 3624 nucleotides. The record is from the annotation of a GenBank genome assembly. Lineage: Eukaryota; Viridiplantae; Streptophyta; Magnoliopsida; Asterales; Asteraceae.
AUCACAUUGGGGUUAGAGGUCUCAACGGGUGGUAUCUUCAACGAGGGAAGGGGUGUGUGGCGAAGUAUAAAGAGACUCAUACACCUGAGGUGUAGAAAACCCUUUCCUCAACAACACCAAAUCUCUCUCUCUUUCUCUUUGGGGUUUGAGUACAAUUCAAACUCCAUUGCUUCUCUCUCUUCAUUAUAACCUACUGAUGCUCUUCUUCAUUCAUUAAUUCCCCCCAAUUAAACACAUCUCUCUUGCUCUUUUGAUUUCUCGGCGUCGUCGCCGCCGUUCAUCGGUGUUGUCGUCUCUCUGCCACUGCCAAGAUGGGCGGUGAUAAAGCGCUUAGUCUCGAAGAGAUUAAAAACGAGACUGUUGAUCUGGAAAAAGUACCAAUCGAGGAAGUGUUUGAACAACUGAAAUGUUCCCGCGAAGGUCUAAGCUCAGAUGAGGGAGCCUCAAGAAUUGAACUCUUUGGACCCAACAAACUCGAAGAGAAAAAUGAAAGCAAGUUACUCAAGUUUCUUGGGUUUAUGUGGAACCCACUCUCGUGGGUCAUGGAAGCCGCUGCAAUCAUGGCCAUCGCACUGGCUAACGGCGGUGGAAAACCACCAGAUUGGCAAGACUUCGUCGGAAUUGUUUGCCUUCUUGUCAUCAACUCAACCAUCAGUUUUAUCGAAGAAAACAACGCCGGAAAUGCCGCUGCUGCACUUAUGGCUGGUCUCGCCCCUAAAACCAAGGUUCUCAGGGAUGGUCGUUGGAGUGAACAAGAAGCUGCGAUUUUGGUUCCCGGAGAUAUCAUCAGUAUCAAAUUGGGAGACAUUGUUCCCGCAGAUGCUCGUCUUCUUGAAGGAGAUCCUUUAAAAAUUGACCAAUCUGCCCUUACCGGUGAAUCUCUUCCGGUGAACAAAAACCCUUACGAUGAGGUUUUCUCUGGUUCGACUUGCAAGCAAGGAGAAAUCGAAGCUGUUGUUAUCGCCACCGGUGUGCAUACUUUCUUCGGAAAAGCUGCACAUCUUGUCGACAGCACCAACCAAGUCGGCCAUUUCCAGAAAGUUCUUACAGCAAUCGGAAACUUCUGUAUCUGCUCUAUCGCAGUCGGAAUGGCAGUUGAAGUAGUCGUCAUGUAUCCAAUCCAGCACAGGCCUUACAGAAGCGGUAUCGACAAUCUCUUGGUUCUGUUGAUCGGUGGAAUCCCAAUUGCUAUGCCGACUGUUCUCUCCGUCACCAUGGCCAUCGGAUCACACAGGCUUUCACAGCAAGGUGCCAUCACCAAAAGAAUGACUGCGAUUGAAGAAAUGGCGGGAAUGGAUGUACUCUGCAGUGAUAAAACAGGGACACUUACACUUAACAAGCUUUCCGUGGAUAAGAAUUUGAUCGAGGUGUUUGCUAAAGGUGUCGAUAAGGAACAGGUGUUGCUUUUUGCUGCUAGGGCUUCAAGGACUGAAAACCAGGACGCCAUUGAUGCCGCCAUUGUUGGAACCCUAGCUGACCCCAAGGAGGCUCGAGCUGGGAUUAGAGAGGUUCACUUCUUUCCAUUCAACCCUGUUGACAAGAGGACAGCGUUGACUUACAUUGACGAACGUGGUGACUGGCAUAGAACAAGCAAAGGUGCUCCAGAACAGAUUUUGACCCUCUGUGGAUGCAAAGAAGAUAUGAAGAAGAAAGUUCAUGCCAUGAUUGAUAAAUUUGCUGAACGUGGGCUGCGAUCUUUGGCCGUUGCAAGACAGGAAGUCCCUGAAAAAUCAAAAGAUAGCCCUGGUGGUCCAUGGCAAUUUGUUGGAUUGUUGUCUCUGUUUGACCCACCAAGGCAUGACAGUGCUGAGACUAUUCGCAGAGCUCUUAAUCUUGGUGUAAACGUCAAGAUGAUCACUGGUGAUCAACUUGCCAUUGCUAAAGAAACUGGUAGACGUCUUGGAAUGGGAACAAACAUGUACCCGUCUUCUUCAUUGCUUGGUGGACACAAGGAUGCAGCCAUUGCAGCACUCCCCAUUGAAGAGUUGAUCGAAAAAGCCGAUGGAUUUGCCGGAGUUUUCCCUGAACAUAAGUAUGAGAUUGUGAAGAAGUUACAAGAAAGAAAGCAUAUCUGUGGAAUGACUGGAGAUGGUGUGAAUGAUGCCCCUGCUUUGAAGAAGGCGGACAUCGGAAUUGCUGUUGCUGAUGCUACAGAUGCUGCAAGAGGUGCUUCUGAUAUUGUGCUUACUGAACCUGGUCUCAGUGUUAUCAUCAGUGCAGUGCUCACCAGUCGAGCAAUUUUCCAAAGAAUGAAGAAUUACACCAUCUAUGCUGUGUCUAUCACCAUUCGUAUUGUGUUUGGGUUCAUGUUCAUCGCAUUGAUAUGGAAGUUUGAUUUCUCCCCCUUCAUGGUUCUGAUUAUCGCAAUCCUUAACGAUGGUACAAUCAUGACCAUCUCAAAGGAUCGUGUGAAACCAUCUCCAUUACCCGACAGCUGGAAGCUAAAAGAGAUCUUCGCCACUGGAAUCGUACUAGGAGGUUACCUAGCUUUAAUGACCGUCAUCUUCUUCUGGAUCAUGAGAGACACCGACUUCUUCACAAACACAUUUGGUGUGAGAUCGAUCAGAAACAGUGAGGUGGAGAUGAUGGCUGCUUUGUAUCUCCAAGUGAGUAUUGUGAGCCAGGCUCUAAUUUUCGUCACCCGUUCACGAAGCUGGUCGUUUAUCGAGCGCCCUGGUCUCUUACUAUUGGGCGCUUUCCUAGCAGCACAACUGGUGGCGACUCUUAUAGCAGUAUAUGCUGAGUGGCAAUUCGCGAGAAUCAAAGGAGUAGGGUGGGGAUGGGCAGGUGUCAUCUGGCUCUACAGCAUCGUCUUUUACUUCCCUCUCGACAUCAUGAAAUUUGCCAUCCGAUAUAUCCUUAGUGGGAAAGCAUGGCACAAUCUGCUUGACAACAAGACUGCUUUCACAUCGAAGAAGGAAUUCGGAAGAGAAGAGAGAGAGGCUCAAUGGGCUCUUGCUCAGAGGACGUUGCACGGACUUCAAGCACCCGAAGCUUCCAAUAUCUUCAACGAAAAGAGCAGCUACAGGGAACUCUCUGAAAUCGCUGAGCAAGCUAAAAGACGCGCUGAAGUUGCAAGGCUACGGGAAGUGCUGACGUUGAAGGGACACGUGGAAUCGGUGGUGAAGCUGAAGGGGCUGGAUAUUGAUACAAUCCAACAGCAUUACACAGUGUGAGAAAGAGAUGAUGAUGAGAAAAUUUGAAGUGGUCUUUUAGUUUUUUUUUUUCCUAAGUUAUUAUGAAAGAGACUACUAGUAGGUUCCGUUUGAUAAUUGGUCUGAAAACACGGGGGAAGGGAUAUAACCCCUCAAACUGUUUUUACUUGUUCUGUUUUCUUCCGGUGAAUUUCCAAGUGAGUAUUACUUGCUGCUUACCUUUACCUUGUAUGGUUGCUUUACUAUGGUUUUAAAAUAGAAACAAUGAAAGAGCCAUGUCAUGUAAAACUAAACAUCUCCCAUAACGUAGUUUCUGCUCUUGCUAAACUUUGCUUCUUCUUACUUGUUGCUAAUUUUGUUAAUCGAUGGAUGCAUUGUCUUCUUGUAAUGUACAAGUUCUAUAUGCAUACCCUUUUAUAUUGACAUGCUCAAUUGUGUGCUUAUAAUAUACAAGUUCAAUAUGCCGAAU